AUGGGGAAGCAGGACGUUUUGGCACCGCCGUUUUGGCGCGACCGUUUUGGCGCGGCCAUUUUGGCGCGAGCCGUUUGGGCGCUGGAACGUUUGGACGCGAGGACUUUUUGGCGCCGCCGUUUGGGCGCGGAGACGUUUUGGCGCGAGGACGUUUGGGCGCGGGGACGUUUUGGCGCUGGGACUUUUCUUUUGAUAGUUGAGGUUAUCUGCGGUAGCAAUUUAACUGCUCUGCAACUUGAGAGCGAAGACCGGCGCAAUCAAUGGAAAAAAGCGCUUGGCUGCGAACUAGAUGUUAAGCAGUUUGUGUGCCAAUUUCAUUUUUCGGAGGACUCCAUUAAGAAGUCGGACAGGAUUGUUUUGACAGAUGGUACGGUCUAUGAUUCACCAUUGAUCCGGUGGAGAUUGAACGAAGGCGCUGUGCCUAUUUCUCAACAGUGUGGACCGAUGGACUGCGAGGAAAACAACAAUGGGAUUGAGGAAACAGAGCAAGAGAAUAGUGCGUUAGAUGUGAAAAAGGAACAGCUGCAAAUAAGUAAUUCUGUUGUACUUGAUGAAGGAACCGAUACAGCACCAUCUAUACUCACUGAAUCCUGGACGGAACAAGAUGUGGAUAACGUGCAAGGAGCCGUAGAUGCAUUUACGUUGGGAAACCUAAAAGAUGACUUGACGGCGGGACUACUAUCAGAAUCGUGGGCAUGGACUCAGAAGUCAACAGGGCUAAUUUUCACACUUUUAGAUCGAUCGAAUUUACAUCCGCAACUUCAUUUGGAGGUUGCUCUCGAUCUUACUCUAUCAAUUAGAACGAUUACGGACACGGUGAUACCCUUGAAUGAGCAGGCAACAUCCUCAAAUGAUAUCCGUCGCUACAUGAAGAUUUUAAAAAACUGCAUCAUAUGCAGUGGAACCGGCGUCUAAAGUGAAAGUCGAGAUCCGCGAUGCGUGGGUAU
Venturia canescens is the source of this 947-nucleotide messenger RNA. RefSeq lists its product as uncharacterized. The transcript has 6 exons. The record is from RefSeq and is a predicted model, not a curated record. Bases 1 to 915 code for a protein of 304 amino acids. Lineage: Eukaryota; Metazoa; Arthropoda; Insecta; Hymenoptera; Ichneumonidae.